Oikopleura dioica is the source of this 519-nucleotide messenger RNA. Lineage: Eukaryota; Metazoa; Chordata; Appendicularia; Copelata; Oikopleuridae. The record is from the annotation of a GenBank genome assembly.
AUGGCCCCACCAGUCCCAAAGGAAGUUGUCGCCAAGUUCGCCGAACACGGCUUCGAAGAAGCCUGGGUUACUGAGGAAUGGAACCUCUUCCACGAAAAGAACCCAUCUGGCAAGAUUGUCAAGAAGGACGCCAUGGCCAAGCUAAAGGAAGCCGCCGCCGCUCGAUUCCCCAACGCCAUCCCCGAGAACGUCGCUGAGGUCCUCUACCCCGCCUUCGACCCCGAGGAUAAAGGCGAGGUCGACUUUGUCGCUGCUGCCCGAGGACUGGCUGUUCUCUUCUGCUCCCGAAUCGAAAUCCGAGCUCAGCUCUUUUUCUCCCUCGUGGACGAAUCUGGCGAUGGCAAGAUCAACAAGGCCGAGUUCACCAAAUUCUUGGCUUUCGUCAACGAGACCCAGGCGCUGGGACUCUCUGAGGCCGAUCUUAAGGCCAUGUGCGACGAGAUCUUCACUACCCUUGGCAAGACCGAGCUCACCCUCGAUGACGUCCGAGACGUUGCCGCUGCUCGAUGGGGAUGCUAA